GCAAUCCUGAAUGUUUGGAGGCCAAUCCAUGCGGUUCAAGACAAUCAUCUUGGUUUCUGCAAAUGGGAUUCACUUGUGAAAGAAGAUGCUGUGGAAGCUAACAUCAAACCAGACGGAUCCUGGAAUUCACUUCAGGCAUGGAAGUAUAGAAAAGAUCAAAAGUGGUUUUAUCUCAGCGAACAGAAACCCCAUGAAGCAUUUGUCUUCAUGCAACAUGAUAGCCGUGCACCAGAUGGCCAUGGUAUCAAUGUACCCCACGCUUCUUUCAAUCUAGAAAAAGAUGCCGAUAAACCACCUACACGAAUGAGCUUUGAGGCUAGA
Molecule: messenger RNA, 321 nt
Organism: Melampsora larici-populina 98AG31
Lineage: Eukaryota; Fungi; Basidiomycota; Pucciniomycetes; Pucciniales; Melampsoraceae
Exons: 1
Molecular function (GO): oxidoreductase activity
Source: RefSeq, a predicted model, not a curated record